Messenger RNA from Vespula vulgaris, 7964 nucleotides. It is a transcript of the gene mlt, whose product is annotated as tubulin-specific chaperone cofactor E-like protein. Gene Ontology annotation, molecular function: alpha-tubulin binding. Bases 439 to 1989 code for a protein of 516 amino acids. Gene Ontology annotation, biological process: protein folding. The transcript is spliced from 6 exons. NCBI's taxonomy places the organism in Eukaryota, Metazoa, Arthropoda, Insecta, Hymenoptera, Vespidae. The record is from RefSeq and is a predicted model, not a curated record.
CAGCAGCACCGCCACCUCUACCGACGCCAGCACGGCUCAGCUGUUUCUGUUUACCAAACAAAGGAGCCAGUUCAACGGUGGACCGCGAACUGCGCGCUCGUGUUCGCGCGUCAGACGUUAGUUCCUCCUCCUUGUUGUCGUUGUCGUAACAAUUUUGUGCAUUUCGUGAUCACAUGAAAAGCUAAUCGCUAUCUCUCUCUCUUUCUCUCUCUCUCUCUUUCUUUUUCUUUGUGUAUAAAUAUAUAUAUAUAUAUAUAUAUAUAUAUAUAUAUCUUUCGAGUAAAGUAUAUCACGCUUUUGAAAUCGCUGCUGAUGCGUUCCUAUCGUGCGGUCAGUGAGGAAGAAGAAGAAGAAGAAGGUUAGGAAGAAGAGGAAGAGGGGAGGAGAUUUGAGGAUCGAAGGGCAACCGAAGAGGAAGACAUAGCAAAUGUUGUAAGAAUGCCGUCGCUGUUGGAAGCCUUAGAGCUCAAGUACGGUAGCUCGACAACAGAAUGCUCGUUGACGGACGACGAAGGAGAAUCUGGCUCACCGAAAGCAGCUCUUUCAGUCAGCAUCUUCAUUCCAAAAAAAUCACCACGUCACACGGUACCGGCAUUGUUGGUCCUGCAGGAUUGCGAUAUCGAGUGUGCCGGUAAUGAUGAUGAAAAACUACGUAACAAGUGUAAAAAUGUUGAGGAAUUGGAUCUGGCACAGAACAAACUCUCGCAAUGGACCGAGGUCUUUGGUAUACUUCAACACAUGCCCAAGAUCAAGUUCGUUAAUCUUAGCUUCAACUGUCUCGCCGAGGUGUUGGAGAUCAAGCAUGGCAACUACGAUCUACUAAGGAAUCUUGUAUUGAACGGCACCAGAGUCUCCUGGUCGACGGUUCAAGGCUUGAUACGUUUGCUACGUAAUCUUGAAGAACUUCAUUUGUCCUUGAACGAGUAUAAAACUGUCGAUUUAGAUUAUCGAAAGGUAGAGAACGUCAACAGAUCGUUAAAGAAGUUACACUUCACUGGCAAUCCAGUUGAAGUUUGGAACGAGAUAUCGAAGUUAGGCUACGUUUUCCCGAAUCUGGAAAGUCUCGUUUUAGCCGAAUGUCCAAUUAGGUCUCUUGGACUUGAAGAAAAUCGUAAUUUACCUAAUGAUCGUGAAGAUCUUCGAAGGCAAAAUGAGGAUUCGGAAAAUUGUACGCAAGAUAACGAGAAUAUGAAUAACGUCGAUGUCGAAGGACGUACGUCGGUUGACGAGACGGGCAAACACAUUAUUACGGAGAACAAAGUCAGCUACGAUAGGUCGGAAUCGGAAUCAGAGUCCAGUGGUAAUAAGGUCCCAUCACCUCACGAUCCUUUCAGAAUGCUUAGGUUCUUAAAUAUGAAUGGAACAUUGUUGGGAACUUGGGACGAAGUCGAAAGACUUUCGAGAUUUCCUGCAUUGAAAUCUUUAAGAAUUCACAGCUGUCCCUUAUUCGAAAGUCCUCGAGAAUACACGGAACACGAAAGACGUCAGUUGUUAAUAGCAAGGCUUCCCAAUGUCGAGACUUUGAAUGGCGGUGGAGUGAUCUCGUCUCAAGAACGCGAGGACGCUGAAAGAGCCUUUAUUCGUUACUACAUGGACAAACCGGAAGCUGAUAGACCAGAAAGGUAUUCUGAGCUUGUGGCUAUUCAUGGGAAAUUGGAUCCCCUAGUACACGUUGACCUAACACCAGAGAAGAGGGUCAAGGUGACAUUCACUUACGGAGAUCUCGUCGAGGUACGAUCGGUAGAUGUAUAUAGAACAGUUUUCGAAUUAAAAACGAAACUGGAAUCGAUGGUGAAAAUACCAGCGAAUAGAAUGAGACUCUUCUACGUCGAUCAAGUGAUGAAGGGACACCAUGGACCAGAGGAGAUGUUGUAUCCUAAUAAACAACUCUAUCGGUACAACAUCAGUAAUGGUGACGAGAUCAUAAUAGAUAGCAAGUUGAAUCGAUGCGCAUCAGCACCGUCGAGUACGUCUUCCAUACGAUCCUGAGAAAAGUCCACUCAAGAUUUGGAAACUUCCUAAACACUCGAUCAUUUUCUUCGGUACAUCGAUCUUCGUAAAUCGACAUGAUCAACAUGAAAAAGAACGAAAAGAAAGACGAUCGAAAGAGUUUUUUUCCGUAUAAGGAUAAUAAUCGACCGAUCGUCGAUUCGUCGAGAUCGAGAGUCCACUAAAGUUUCUUAUCCUGGGAACUCGAAUUCGAUGAGAAAAUGAGAUAAUAUAAUGAUUAAAAACAAUAAUAAUUUUUGAAGGAAAAAAAGAGAGUUGAUAAUGAAAACGAAAUUCGUCAUUACACUCUCAUUGUUUUUAACGAAAAUAGGAAAAAGAAGAAGAAGGAACAGAAAAUGAAGAAGGAGAUAAAGUACAUGAUAAUCUUGACAGCUAAAACGCGAUACCAUAUCGACCAUAAUUUCAUUAUAUAUUCACGAAUUCACGAAACGUUGCUAAGUACGUACAGCCACAAAUAAUUAAAGAAUAUUACAAGGACAAGGAUGAUACGUAUGAAGCUCUUUAAAAGCAUUUUCAGAAGGAAACAAACUACUUUUUAUGCUUCGCAUAUAAUUUUUCAUGAUUUAUCGUCUUAUAACACGGUUGAAUGAACAACCGAUACUACUAGCUAUAAUUACUAACGUUAUAACAGAUACAAAUAAAAUUCAUAAAUAAAAUCAAACACACGACUCUGAACAAUUUACGUUUAAUAGAAUCUUCUCUCAUAAAAAUUCGACUCGAUGAUGAUUUUCGUUAUUGCGAACAGAGCAAGUUUGAAAAUCGAGAGCGAUAACUAUCAUAUUGCUUCCAUUCUUUCAUUAGCAAAUUGAAUUUACGACGUACAUAAGUAACGUCGAUGAGAAGCAACGUGCAUGAUUGGACGACAAACGUAAUUGAUAUUGCAUUUAAGAAGAGAAUUUUAUGCUGCGUCUAUUGUCGACGAGAAGUCUGUAUAUAUCGAUAUAUCAUCAUCGAUAGAAUUCGUGCAAGAUGUGUUACGUAUUUAAAAAAAAGAAACGAAAACUAUGCUUUAUACGACUCUUUUUAUUUAAAAGCUAUAAGAAAGAAAUGAUUUAUGUGCUAGUUCCUUUGCACGUUAAAUCGAUGAAAGACAAACGUAAUGAUAAUAAUAAGAUCCAACGAUAAAUCCGUAUGGUUCUGAUAUAAAAGCAAAAAUCCAAUAUAUGAACUGGUAAUUAUGAAAGUGGUUUAAGUAAAAAAUGAAAAAAAUAACAUUACUUUAUUGCGCAAUUCAUAUGACAAUGGUCUAAUUAUAUGAAUUACUCAAUAAACUAAUUUGCUCAAAGUUUCUACUUAUAGUUAGACGACCUUCAUAAUAACGGACUCAUAUGAAGAAAAGAGAAACACACACACAUUUACAUAUAUAUAUAUAUAUAUACCGUGCCAAAAAACAGGGUCUUCAAUCGAUUUCUCGGUCGUUGAAAAUAUCUUAACGACGGACCUAUUUUCUUGCGUUGAAUUAUUUUAAUCUUUCGAUCUUUGUGAAUAAAUCCAAUUUCCAAUUACAAUUUCUUACUUGAUAAUAACUUAUUCAGUUAAUAAAGUCGAAACAUUUUAUACAUAUGCAAAAAGAUAACAGAAUGAAUUAAAAAAAAAGAAAUGUAAUAUUUAAUUUGUUUAUAAUGAACGACUGUAAAUUCGUUUAUUCUUUCUAUAUUAUUAUAUCUAAAUACCGAAAACCUUCUCUUAUUUCUUUCUACUGUAUGCACACUCACGCGUGCACGCACACAUACACACACACAGAUAUAUCUAUUUAUCUAUUAGUAUAUUUGCUCAUAUUCUAUAUUUAUACAUUUCUCCUGGAAACCUUAUACAUGUCUUCUUAAAAUGAUUUCAAUAUUUCUUUCUUUUACGUCAAGUAGAUCAUUAAUUGUAUAUUGGGCUCGUAAUUCUCAUUAUUUCCUAAAGAGACAAAGAUACGUUUAUCUGCUUCUUCUAGUAAACCAUCGUCAACCUAUCACAUGGCUCUCGAUUAAAUCUGUCGAUCUUACUCUCACUUAUACGAGCUUGUAGAAAAGCUUACAUACAAGUUUCAAGUAUGAAACUUUCUAACAAAAGUUUAGCCAUUAAUAAUUUAACUGAAAUUUAAGCAUAACUAACAUUUCAAACUAAAGCAACUUUUAAUGUUUUUUAAUCGAUCCUCUUAACACGUUACUUUUUCUUAUACGUUUGUUAAGAAUCUUUGCACGAUAGUGAAGAUUAAUGGAUAUGUAUGUAUGAAAAAAUUUGGUCUAUUUAGACAGACCUUAGAUAAAAGAGAGAGAGAGAGAGAGAGAGAGAGAGAGAGAGAGAGAGAGAGAGAAUGUUGCGUGCUUAUAAAAUGUUGCGCAUAAAUGUAAUAAUGUUAUUUUUACAGGCUCAAGCAAUGUUAGUAGAGUAUCUUGUAGAAUCGUUCGUUAAUGUUUUAUAAAGAGGUCGAUGAGCGUUGUUUAUAAGUUGUGACUUGCGCGUUAUUAAUAAUUAAUAGAUCAACGUCGAAAUUAGAAAAUCUCAAUCAUUCGUUUGUCCGGGACGAACUUUGAAGAGUCACUUAGUGCCUAUCUUCUUAACGAGCUUUUCUGCUCGGAUAUUUGUAUCACUGCCUUGUAAAUACCGUUGAUAUACGGUAAUCCGGAUUGGCAAGGCACUGUAUAUAAUUAAAAAUCAAAAAAAAUAAAAAAAUAAAAAAGGAAUAAAAAAAAUAAAAAAGAAAUUAAAAAAUAACAAAAGAUGAAGAAAUGACAAGCGAUUAGUAUUUUCACAACAACAAAAGGAAAGGAGAAAAAUUCUGUCGGUCUAUCAUACCUGCAAUUGUGAGCCCCGUUCAAUCACGUACUAUCAAAUUGAUGAUAAGAAUGAAAAAAAUCAAGAAAAGACAGAUGGAUGAUGACUGCAAAAGUUAUUAGAUUCUGAUUUCAAAAUUUCGUACGAUGUUUUGAUUCAACAAUUGUAUAUAUGUAUGUAUGUAUGUAUGUAUGUAUACAUGAUCGUACGAAAUUGGAAAAGAAUCGGGACGUACGAUUUUCUGCAGAUAGGAAUCGUAUGAGAAAAUAUUAUUUUUGUUUUCGCUGUUAUUUAACGAUCGUUGCAUAAGAUUAUUGUUUUUUUCUUUUUAAUUUAAUUCGAUGAGGGUUUCAAUGUCAUUUAGGCCUAAAAAAGAAUAUUAUCGUAUUGGAAAACGAUUGAAAAUGAAUUUUAUCGGUGAUUGUCAUCUACUGCGGAAAAUCGGAACGAUCGAAAUCAAAGUAGACGAACACUGUGAUCUAGCGCGCUAUAUACGUGUCUAAUCUCGGAUCGGGAUACUCAUCUCAUUCUCAUUUUAUAAAACACGAUCAUUUUUUUUGUGCUGGCGCAAAUGUACGUACUAACAAAAUAAAUCGUUUACAUUAUACGUACCGACUCUCAAUGAUUGUCAUAUAUAUUAUCCUUGAAUGUAACUUGUGCUUCUUCAUCGACUUUUCCUUAGUUGAAUGUUACUACGAUGACGUCUGAAUAUUAAACAUUACAUCUGACGAGAGAUAAUAUUUUAUACUUCGUUAAUAAUAUCGCUUAAAAACUUUAUCCAUUGAUAAAAGAAACUUUACAGUUACCUAUAAUAAUAAGUUGCACUUUUUUUGGACCAAGAUAAACAAUAUUGCAUAAAAGAAAUUUUGCAUAUGCAAAAUUAGUAGUUAGGUAAACUUAACUAAUAAAUAAUAAGCGAUAUACUGAAGAAUUUUAUAUACAUAUUUGUAAAGGAGAAUUAUUCCUAAAAUUGAAAUACAAAAAAGUAAUAGUUGUAGACUGAAGGUAAGCAUUCAUGUUAGUAAGACGAAAAAAUUAACUUCAGUUUACAAAAAAGCUUCAAAUUAAUACAAUUAACAAAUAUUAUUAAAAUAUUUGAGAUGUUUGGGGAUUACCACAGAGAUGGCCUCUUUUGCCAGAGUAGUCGUAUCAAAUACCAAACAUCAAGCAUUGACAAGAGAUGAUUGCUGUAACUAGUUCUCAUAGGGUACUCAACACUGAUAUAUCUUAUAUCUGUACAUGCCACAUCCGGGCAAUUGCAUCAACUUAGAGGCUAAACUAAUAUAGCACAACAGUAGUAUCUGAUUCAGAAUGAGCGGUUACAAGUAGUGUCUAAUCCUAGGUUAAGAUCGGCUAAUUUUGAACUAUAGAAGACAACGGGAAACCACUCUAGUAAUCAAUAGCAGAGAAAUUAAUAGAAGAAGAAAUUGUAGAGAAGAAAUAGCGAGGAAUCAAUUAUCAACAGCUCCUAGUUCCGAGCAGUCUUUUUAUAGACAAACGUACAAAAAAUAUUUCAGCUUAAAAUAAUGAAGUCAUAGCCACAUGGAACGUAAGAAGCCUGUUUGAAAGAAGCCUGUUUGAAACGAAAUCGUCAAACUAGAUAACUUGACGAAGGAAAUAUUGAAGCUGAAAAUGCAGAUCCUAGAAAUUAGUAAAUACAGAAGAAGUCUGUUCUAUUCUGAGAAUAAUACCCAGGACUGAUAUCAUUGAAAUGAAACAGAUAUUUCGUCACCUUCAAACUUACGAAAUGUGUCAGGAAUUUUACAUUUAUCUUGGAUAGAUUUAUGCUAUUGCAAAAAAGCGGAUAUCCAUUUGACAUAAACAUGUCACAAAUACGGCAACAAUAGAGAAAAGUACUAUGAAGAAGUCAAGAAAUUUUUUACAUCCAUCGAGGACAAUGUCAAAUCUAUUAUGAAGAAUGAUAUAACUUUCAUCAUAGAAAAUUUCAACGCUAAAAUCGGAUAAAGAAGACGAAUGGAUAUUGUGAGACACUAUGAAUUAAGGAAAUGCAACAAUAGAGACAACAAGUUUUACCAAUUUUGUGAAGAAAUGGAAAUGGAGAUAUUCAACACCGAUUUCAAAUACCUACCUAAAUAACGAUUAUACGCAUAGAAAUCAACUUUUGAUGAUUCGAAAGGGCCAACUCAGAUUAGGAACCAAAUCGAGUACAUCCUAAUGAAUAAGCGAUUCAAAAAUUUGUCAAAAGACUCGAAUUCAAAUAUUGAUUGAGACCAUAAUUACUAAGAGUACUAUGUGUCGAAAUUGUUUGAAAAUUGUAGGUUGUAGUCGUAUGAAAUUAACACCCACAAGAGUCCCGAAAUUUUUAAAUUAUAGAUGUUUAAAACGUUUUAAUAGCAAAUUAUUAUAAUAUAUUUUGCAUUAUAAUAGCAAGAAACAGGAAAACGUUGGUCCUGAUGGAAUUCCGAUGGAAAUUAUAAAACUAAUAAACAAGGACAAUAUCGAUCUCGUCAAACUAUUUAAUAUAGAUCGGGAGAAAUUUCAAAAAUUUUAUUAAAAUUAACCUUUGUAGUUCUUCCAAAAAAAUUUAAUCCAAAGAACUGCAAUAAUCAUCGUCUGAUUUAUCCUACGCUAAACCUUAUGCUAAAACCUUUCUCCUCAUAAUCCAUGUCAGAAUAAGAUCGAAAUGCGAAUUGGAUCUAGAUGACUCUUAAUGUGAUUUUAGGAAUGUCUGGCAUGCACGAAGCUCUCUAUUUGACGUCAAUAUUCUCUUACAAAAAUGUCAUCAUCAACGUAGAAAUAUAUUCGCAUGCUUCGUUGACUAUGAGAAGGCAUUUGACGAGAAGACAAAGCCCAGUACCCAAAACUAAUCAAUCUUUGUAAUAGGUGGGCGUGGAUAGCAGGGAUACCAGGUUAAUCAAAAACACGCUAAUCGAAAACAUCAUACAGAGGUGAAAAUGAGAAUGAAAUUGAAAGACAGCAGAAUUAGAGAUAUAGAGAGAAAUCCAACAACAAUGUAUUCCGUUUCCUUUACUAUUCAAUCUAUAUAUCGACCGUUUUUUCAAGUAGACACUGCUAUCUUGCUACAACUCGAUAGGAAACAAAUCGGACGGGAAAACAGCUUCGAAUACUUAGGAAGCGUUCUUUUUGAAAGUAUAGAUCCCGAUAAGAAGAUGAAAUGCCGAAUUGAAACUGCUUGUACUAUUUUCAAUAAAAUGAAUUUUUUUUAUUAA